Messenger RNA from Apiotrichum porosum, 609 nucleotides. RefSeq lists its product as uncharacterized. Bases 1 to 609 code for a protein of 202 amino acids. NCBI's taxonomy places the organism in Eukaryota, Fungi, Basidiomycota, Tremellomycetes, Trichosporonales, Trichosporonaceae. The transcript has 2 exons. The record is from RefSeq and is a predicted model, not a curated record.
AUGGACAUCCAGGACCCUCAAGAAAGCGACCCUCUCCAGCUGGUGGAGGCUGCCGCCGCCCUCGCCACCAUUCUGCCAUCCAUUGGCGUCGACUACGCGGUCGCCGGCGGUAUGGCCUGUGUCUUGAUGGGCUCCGAGCGUCUGACUCACGACCUCGACCUCGUCGUAGACAUGGAUGGUUCCGACAUUGUCAAGGCGAAGCAGCAGGUCGCGGCUGUCGACUCGCGCUUUACCUCUACUGGCAACAGCCUUUACUUUUGCGGUCUGCCCAUUGAGUUUCUCACCACCCGCUCAUUCGUAUGGCCUAUUCCGCUGAAGUCCGGCUCUCGCAUUGUCCAACACGACAACAUCGAAAUUAAUGUCCUCUCCCCCGCAGCGUUGCUGCUCACCAAAUGCACUCGUAUGGCAUCGUCUGUUGGCUCGACCCGACCUAAGACCCUCAGCAAGUUGCGCUCCGAUACGGAAGACGUCACCUUUAUCGUUCCCCAGGUCACCCGCAAAGAACUCGAUUUCCUACUGUCUCAGCAUCCGCCAGACAAGCAAGUCCGUCUGCGCUCCAACCUCGCCAAGGUUGCCGAGGAGGUCGUCGGUGUCCGCCAGCUCCUUUAA